Sphaeramia orbicularis (orbiculate cardinalfish) is the source of this 1015-nucleotide messenger RNA. It is a transcript of the gene mrpl43, whose product is annotated as mitochondrial ribosomal protein L43. Gene Ontology annotation, molecular function: structural constituent of ribosome. Gene Ontology annotation, cellular component: mitochondrial large ribosomal subunit. The transcript is spliced from 3 exons. Lineage: Eukaryota; Metazoa; Chordata; Actinopteri; Kurtiformes; Apogonidae. The record is from RefSeq and is a predicted model, not a curated record. Gene Ontology annotation, biological process: mitochondrial translation. Bases 136 to 579 code for a protein of 147 amino acids.
ACCGGCUGUACAUGCUAUGGUCCGUGUCCGAUAACUCGUCCUCUACAAAUGUUACUGCUGUUUAGUAGCUUAAACCGAUCCGUUUACUUCGACGGUAUGUACGGUUGUUAGCUAACUAUCGGUAGAUACAUAAAAAUGACUUCCAGAGGGACUCCGAGUCGUUUCCUUAAAAGUGUUCUUCAAAACGGUGUGGGUCGGUAUGUCUGCCAGCUCAAACGCAUCUCCAUCAUCUUCUCCAAAAAGGCACAGAGCUCGUUAGGAGUCAGGGAAUUCAUUGAAGAGGGAGUUGUGGAUUAUGCCAAGAACAACCCUGGGACAGUAGUAUAUGUGUCUCCUCAGUCAUCCAGGAUACCAAAAAUAGUUGCAGAAUACUUAAAUGGCAACGUGAGAGAAGAAAUUAUCACAAGCAAAACGGCUCCUCAGAUUUCAGAGCUUUUGACCAAGCUGACAAAUCAAUCUGGCCUGGAUAUCAUCCGGAUCCGCAAGCGUGUUCACACAGACAGCCCCAGUAUCCAGGGCCAGUGGCACCCGUUCACCAACCGGCCCCCAUCUAUCGGCCCCAUCAGACCGCAGAAAUAGGAGACAUAAUAAGGACUUAAUUAGGGCAAAAGGAAGUUAGAUUAUUUCUAUUGUGUUGCUGUUAUAAAAUAUGUCUUUUGUUCUCAAGCUGGUGGAGUGUCUGUUAAUUAAAUUAAAUCUCAGAUAAAGUGCUUCUAGUCUUGGCAACACAUUUUUAAUCUCUUUGUUGAGGAUGGUUGUUGAAGAAACAGUUAGAGGUUGAAUCUGCUUUUUUCUUGUCUGAUAUUAGCUGCAGAUCCAUUCAUCUUGUUUUACCAAGUACCUUCUCUGUAGUACCUUAGAUGACAUGAAUGCACCAGGGCUUGUUAGGUAGCAUACUAAAAAUCAUAACUGUUUUAAAUCUCAAGGUUAUUUGCAGAUUUGUGUUUUUAAGAGCAGCACUCUACAGCAGACAGAACUUUGUAUGAAAAAAUAAAUAAUUUUUUGUGCAAAUGUG